GAUACAUAAAAACUUGUUCGUACAUCUUUGAAAUCACACUAUCUACCUGCAACUGUUAUUAAUUUGCUUUAACUCAAAACUUUCACAGUGUUCAAUAAUGGCUGCAGCAGAAAAUAAUCUCUGCGUUGUUGCUGAUCGGAUCCUCGAACUGCUGCGUAGUGAAGAUGUUCGCGAGAUGGUUGGGUCUUUAUGGGGUACUGCCGAACGUGAUGACAUGCUGCAGAGACUCGAAAUGGCCAUUUCUGAACUCGCACCUCUGCUUCCUGAUGCGGAGAUCCAGGCUCGCCAUAACGAAGAACUCGAAUUAUGGCUGAAAGGAGAUGUUGAAGACACUCUCUGUAUAGUUGAGAAUUGGCUAGAGGAGCAAGCAACGGAAGCUUUGAUGAAGCGUAGUAGUGGUGGUGUUGCUGCUAGAAAAAAUAUGUAUACGACAAUAAGCAGUUUCUUCUCAACAACAACACGCCCCACCGCUACUUCUCUAGAUUUUCAUGACAUUCGUGAUUGUAUUGAAUGCAUCGAAGUAACAGUAGAUGUGUUUAAGAGUGACUUUAAUCUGGAGAAGCGUCGUGAUAAAGAAAUUGAAUUUCCCAAUGGAAUGGCGUCCAUUUGCUCAUUUAUUGUGCGAGAAGGAGGAUCAAAGCAUGUUGUUCAGAGAAGGUCGGAUAUCAUCGAUGUGGAUGCAAAGGAAAAAAUCAUUCAUUUCUUAUUAGGUCAUGAUGAUGAUGAUGAGCAGCAGCAGCAGCAGAAUGUUGCAACGGUUGUUGUGGCGUUGAAUGAUGAUGAGCAGCAGCAGAGUGUUGCAACGGUUGUUCUGGUGUUGGAAGAUGAUGAUGAUGAGCAGCAGCAGCAGAAUGUUGCAACGGUUGUUCCGGUGUUGGGAAUGGAGCAAUCAGAAACAAGGAGGCUUGCAAGGGAGGUUUUCAAUGACGAGAGGGUUCGAAAUCAUUUCCACAAACGUAUUUGGGUAUGCCUUUCUUCUUCUGGUACGUCUCCCAUUAACAAUUCCACCCAACUUUUGAAUGUAUUGGUUGCAUGUCUACAUCCUAAUCAUCAUCCAAACAUGGAGCAAUCUGAUUUGGAUAUGCUCAUGAACCUACUUGUCUCUUCAUUAUUAUCUAGUGUGCCAUUCCUUAUUGUACUAGAUGAUGUGAACCCUCAAAAUUUCCUAUUCCUUAAAGGAAUUUUGGGCAAUUUUGAGGGUAAUGGUAGUAAGAUAAUUAUAACUACCUGUAACCCAGAAGUUGCAAACAAUAUUGGCACCAUCCAACCAUAUUGUUUGGCUUCUUAUUGCCCUUUUCCAAGUGAAGAUCAAUUGUGGAGGCUAUUUCGAAAUGCAGUGUUUGGAGUACAAGAGCAUGAAGGCAUCCACUCGAGGGUGAGAGAAAUCGGAAAGAUGAUCGUAGAAAGGUGUGAUGGAAUAAUCUCUGAUAUUGUCACAACGGCAAUAGGAAGCAUGUUAUAUUUUGAAAAUUCAGAAGGGGAAUUGAUUCAUUUCUAUGAAAUAGUACUUUUCGAAAUAGAGAAAUCUCAUGAGCAUGAUUCAAGUGAUUAUGAGAGGGUAUUAUCAUUACUCAAGUUGUGCUAUGAUCAUCUCCCUUCGCGUCUAAAACAUUGCUUUGCCUAUUGUAGCUUAUUUCCCAAAGAUCACGAGUUUGAUGUGCAGAUGAUGAUAAAGUUGUGGAUGGCACAGGGCUUUAUUAUCACUGAUCAUCCGGAAAAAUCAGCUGAGGACGUGGGUUAUGAAUAUGUUCUGAAUUUACUAAGAAGAUCCUUCUUUCAAGAACCCACAAUAGAUGUGAUGAAUCGCGUGGUUAAGUUCAAAAUUCACCAUUUGAUGCAUGAUCUUGCAACUGUUGUAGCCGAGGGAAAAUGCUUAUUCUCAUCACCAUUUGAUGCAAAAGUAGACUACCCUGCCCAUGUGUCAUUUGAAUACAGUGCAGUGUCAAUUAUGGGAGAUGUUGCAGAAGGUUUUUCUGGGAAUAGGAUACGAUCAGUCCUUUUGCAGAGUCAGUGGUGGAGGUCCGGAGAGAGACACGACAACGACACAUUAUUUGAUCGUAUUAUUAGCAAGUGUGACCAUUCACGAGCACUAGAAAUGCGUGAUUUUGGAAUCAGGAUAGUUCCAAGUUCAAUUGAGAAGUUGAAAUUUUUGAAAUAUCUUGAUCUUUCUGAGAAUGAGGAUAUUUUAAAACUACCCAAUUCCAUUACCAAGCUCGUGAAUUUGCAAACUCUGAGGCUCUCCUCGUGUUUCAAGAUCAGACAGUUGCCAAGAGACAUUCAAAAUUUGAUCAGCCUUCGACAUCUCGAGAUUGAUGGGUGCCACAAUCUGACUAGUCUUCCUCAAGGAUUUGGUCAUCUUACUAAUCUUCAGACGUUAUCACAUGUUAUGCUUGGGGAGGUCUCUUCUGCGCACGAUGCCCAAUUAAUUGAAGUGAAGAAAUUGAUAAGUUUGUGUGGAACAUUUCAAUUAAAAAAUUUGAGUCAUGAAAUUUCAGAGGCUACAUAUUUAAAUGCAGUGCCUAACAGAGUUCGAUCUUUGUCAUUAGAAUGGAAUAUUCAAGAGAUGAAGAGAAUUGACCAGAUGCCCCCAGUACCACCACUAGACAAUGACAACUUCUCUUCUCAUCUUGAAGAAUUAACUAUAAAUGGAUACAAGGGUGUCGUUUUAUUUAGUCCAAGCCUGGUGAAACUUGGCAAUCUGGUGAAACUUUCAUUGCGAAGUUGCUCAUUUUGCCAAUCUCUACCGUCAUUGGAUGAUUUGAUUCAUCUCAAGGUAUUGGCACUGGAUGAGAUGGUCAAUCUGCAACACAUUUCAACCUCAUUAUUCCUUCCAUCCAUAAAGGAACUCUGGCUCACAGAACUGCCUAAGUUAGAGAGAUGGUGGGAAAAUAAUGACACUACUCAUGAUUUGGUUUCUUCAUUUCCUUGUCUGUCAAAAUUGGUUAUUGAAGAUUGCCCAAAGUUGGAUUCCAUGCCUCUCUUCCCGACUCUAGAAGAAGGCCUAGUCCUGGACACAACUAGCUGGAUCCCAUUCAAACUCACCAUGUCCAACCAAGCAUCACCAUCACCAUCACCAUCACCAUCAUCAUCGUCUCCUCCUCUCUCCAAGUUGAAGAAUAUGUGUAUUGGUGGCAUUAACGAGCUUGAUGACAACGAAGCUGGUCAGAUCAAAUGGGAUACAUUAGAAAGUUUAGAAUUCCUGAGAUUAGAUUGUCUUCCACUCAAGACUCUUCCUUCGGGGCUUCGAGAUAUCAUCACCUUGCAAGAGCUUCACAUUUCGCGUUGUGCUAUAAGAGACAUCAAUGGUAUUGAAGCUCUAGAAUUUCUUGAAAAUCUUGUGAUUCGUUUAUGCCCAAAAUUGGAGUCGCUACCAGAAGGAAUUCAUAGCCUGAAAUGUAUGAAAACACUAGAGAUUCAGCGUUGUCCUUCCUUAACAAGAAGAUACCAGAAGAUAACUAGUGCAUAUUGGAAUAAGAUUGCUCAUAUUCCACAUGUUCGUUUGGAUUGGAUUCCCGUCGAAUGAUUCCUUUGGUUUUGAUUUUCUUAUUCAGAAGCUAAGCUCGAUUCUUUUUUGUUGUUUGUUACUCAAUACAAGAAUUUGAAAGACUUGGACAAUCAGAACAUGAGAACUUUUUUUGACAUUUUGAACUAAAAUUGGAUCUUGUUUUACCCCUCUUCUACUCUGCCCUGGUGCAAAAAAACUAAACUUGAAGAGGUAAUCACAAAUUUCUCCUAUUUUUGGUCUUUCAUUGACGACCGUGCAGAAAAUGAAUCAAACUUUGCUUCUUUUUGUGAUGCCAGAUGUCCUGAAAUUUGGAUUGCCUACACUAACUCAAAAUUGCUCAUCAUAUCAUAUGUAAAUGUUGAAUGUUGUAUGUGAAAAUAUGAUAUAAUCUAUAUAUCAUAAUGCUGAGCUUUGAUGAGGUGACAUGGUUAAGCUUCCUUCAUUCUAUUUUAUCUAUUUUUUUUUUCAAUUUAUUUUAGGGAAAUUAUCCUAUUUACGUUUAUUUGUCAUCUUUUUUCAACUUUACGUUAUGUUUUUAUCUUUUUCAGUUUUAUAAAUGUUUAUUUUCAAAUAUACGAUUUAUACAUUUACUUAUUACAUUUCUACUGUUUCUUCUUUGCUUUCCCGUUUACUUUUUUCUUCUUCUUCUUCAAUCUCUCUUCUUUUCCACUUGGUUUUCAUACAUAAAUAUUAGAAAAGUCUU
Messenger RNA from Humulus lupulus (European hop), 4208 nucleotides. Its product is annotated as putative disease resistance protein RGA3. Gene Ontology annotation, molecular function: ADP binding. The record is from RefSeq and is a predicted model, not a curated record. The coding region runs from base 98 to 3523 and encodes 1141 amino acids. The transcript is spliced from 3 exons. Gene Ontology annotation, biological process: defense response to other organism. NCBI's taxonomy places the organism in Eukaryota, Viridiplantae, Streptophyta, Magnoliopsida, Rosales, Cannabaceae.